Aspergillus viridinutans is the source of this 654-nucleotide messenger RNA. RefSeq names its product adenine phosphoribosyltransferase APT1. Gene Ontology annotation, biological process: AMP salvage; adenine salvage. The transcript has 2 exons. The record is from RefSeq and is a predicted model, not a curated record. Gene Ontology annotation, molecular function: adenine binding; adenine phosphoribosyltransferase activity; AMP binding. Gene Ontology annotation, cellular component: cytoplasm. The coding region runs from base 1 to 654 and encodes 217 amino acids. Lineage: Eukaryota; Fungi; Ascomycota; Eurotiomycetes; Eurotiales; Aspergillaceae.
AUGUCCCAGUCAACUCCCUCCCAAUCCACGCAAACUCCAGAUGCCGCCGCCACCCAAGUCGCCGGACACCCCUCCUCCCAUCCCUCCCGCACCGCCGAACUCUCCGGUCUUAAAGUAAGACUCCGCGCCGCUCUGCGCCAAUUCCCCGACUUCCCGUCUCCUGGCAUUCUCUUCGAGGAUAUUCUUCCUAUCUUCGCCGAUCCUACCCUGCACGAAGCCCUCCUCCGUUGCCUCGAACUGUACAUCCUCGAAACCCACGGUAACCAGAAGCCCGAUGUUAUCGUUGGACUGGAGGCUCGAGGCUUCCUUUUCGGUCCCAGCUUGGCCUUGAGACUUGGCGCUAGCUUUGUCCCUGUUCGCAAGAAGGGUAAGCUGCCCGGUCCUUGUGAGACCCAAGGCUACGAGAAAGAGUACGGCCAGGACUUUUUCCAGAUGCAAGCCGAUGCCAUCAAGCCCGGCCAGAAGGUUAUCGUUGUCGAUGACAUUAUCGCAACCGGCGGCUCUGCCUACGCUGCCGGAGAGCUCAUCAGGAAAAUGGGCGGAGAGCUCAUGGGAUUCAUCUUCAUUCUGGAGCUGGAGUUCCUCAAUGGACGGGAUAAGCUCCCUGCCCCGGUGUACACUCUUCUCUCCGGUCAGGAGACUAAAUAUCUGUGA